AUGAUUGAUCAUUUUCAAUACAACAUUGGCGUACCCGCAGAAGAAUUGGCCAAGUAUUACCCUGGAGGCUACCACCCAAUUCAUCUCGGCGACAUACUCGAUAGGGGGCGAUACCGAAUUCUGGAUAAGCUUGGGUUUGGGUCAUUCUCCACUGUCUGGCUCGCUCGAGACGAAGUAAACGAUAAAAAUGUUUCUAUAAAAGUCGUAGUCUCAGAGCAGUUGCGGAAGCAUUACCGCGAACUGGAGGUCCUUGAGGCCAUCAAACAAAAUGGUGACCCUGCUCAUCCAGGUCACAAGUAUGUGUCUCAUCUUGUAGACUCAUUCUACCUUGAAGGCCCAAAUGGACGCCAUCUAUGUGUAGUCUUUGAGUUAUUAGGUCCCAAGAUAUGUUCAGUUGCCAAUAGGCAGCCUAACUACCGCCUCGAAGGCAAACUUGCUCGUCAAAUUUCUUCACAACUCCUUUUUGCUGCAGAUUAUAUCCGAUCCUGCGGUGUGGUACACGGAGAUAUACACUUGGGCAACGUUUUAUUCCGACUGUCUAAUCCCAACAGAACACCAACUGUCGACGACUUGCGGAUAGGAAAGGUUUCGAGAAAGGAUGGGUCAGCUAGCGAAAAGGGUGUUCCGGAGUCUCUUGUAGAGCCUCCGGAAUAUACAUUUGACAAAAGCGAGCUUCUUGACGAGGUCCAACUUGUCGACUUUGGCGAGUCGUUCUUCAUCUCCAAUCCACCUAAAUCAAUAUGCACACCGACCUCGCUCCACCCACCGGAACUGGUUUUCCGGCACUCGCUAACUGGAGCUGUUGACACCUGGAAUCUUGGAUGCACAACCUAUGAGCUUAUCACUGGGCGCACACUAUUCGAGGCAGGUUUCAAUGAUCGCGAGUUGGUACCGCAGUUCCAGAAGGUACUCGGAGGGGUCCCUGAGCAACGGAUCCAAGAAGGCCUAAAAGCAGGCGUGCUCACCGAGGAACCAGACGAAUCUGCUGCGGACGGGUUUCUGCCUCUUGAGGAGGAAAUACAGGCGUCAUACAUCAAUGGCUACAACAAGGAGACACUUGAUCUUGAUGUGGAGGAUCUUGCGGUAUUAGGAAGCUACCUUCGGAGGAUGUGUGUGGUUGAGCCGAUCAAACGAGCAAAGUUGGCGGAAUUAAUGUUGCAUCGAUGGGUCCAGGCGGAUAAUGGAACAUAA
Messenger RNA from Trichoderma virens Gv29-8, 1191 nucleotides. RefSeq lists its product as uncharacterized. Gene Ontology annotation, molecular function: protein kinase activity; ATP binding. The transcript has 6 exons. The coding region runs from base 1 to 1191 and encodes 396 amino acids. Gene Ontology annotation, biological process: protein phosphorylation; regulation of mRNA processing; spliceosomal complex assembly. Lineage: Eukaryota; Fungi; Ascomycota; Sordariomycetes; Hypocreales; Hypocreaceae. The record is from RefSeq and is a predicted model, not a curated record.